GGGCUCUAGGAUUUAUAAACCUACUGUAUUUCGGGUGGUGACUGAUCAGGAUCAACCAGUUUCUGAAGACUAAUGGGUAGACAAUUUUGAAUUCUUUAGAAUAGCUUUUGUUAUCUACACUUUAUCUACACUACUUUAAACAGCAAGUCGAGUAAACACUCCACCUACAGUGCCGUUUUGUUGCGUACUACAGUGUGUUGUGUUGUUCGGGAUGUAACUGACUUUCUUGCAUUUCCUCCGCUUUACAUGAACCACAGAUGGUGCGUGUCGCAACACCUCUGUAAAUGCUUCCGAUUUUUUUAUUGCGCAUUUGGUGAGGACAAGAGGUGUAGCGCGUUCAGAUAAAUGAACUGUCCUAGUUUUCACCGUCUAACCAGGUAAUGAACACGGUGACAACAGGAUUUGUUUUUAACUCCUUUUUCUAACCAGAAGAGCGAUUGGCACUGGCGUCCAUGCCAGGCGCUGGAUGGGUGAGUGGACUUCAGAAAGGUAAUCUGCUAUAGAUCAGGGAGGGACAGCAACAAGAAAUCUGGAUUUUACGGUCCUCGCUGAAAAGAUACAAGCUUCUGCGCUUUUGCGCAGUUUGGAUUAACCAUGUUUUUGAAUGCUUUGUUUCUUAUUACAACAUGCUUUCUGAUAGUGUGCACAGCACAGGAAAAGUGUGAAAUUUUUCCAAGGAACCCAAUCAUCCCAUAUGGUUUCAAUUUAACUCUGUUCCUCAAAGCUCCAUCCAGUAGUGACUGUCACUCAAAGAUGCAGUUCCAUCUCAGCAAAAUAUUCUGGACUCUCAAUAAGAGAAAAAUAGACGAGAGGUUUUAUGACUUCAACUCCACCGUCGCGUCUGUGUCCAUUCACAAUCUCUCUGUAGAUCGAGGCACAGUGGAGUGUUUUAUAGAUGCUGCUACUCCUGUCUUGUUGCAUGGUGUCUUCGUCCAGACUUACCCUCUUGUCAGCAGUCCCCAAAAUGUCUCAUGUAUUGCAACAAUGAACUUCUCAGCAACAGUAACCUGUAUGUGGGAUCAUGAUCAACACUCGACAGAUAUAAAGUACACAGUUUAUCUAAAGCAGAAGAAAGAGCAUUGGUGUAAUUCAUUAGAAAAAAAUUGUACAUUCCCGGAAAAUUUUACUCUUAACCUCGAUCAUCAACUGAGCAUACGUGUUGUUGCACAGAAUUCCGAUAAGUAUUCAGCUUUCUCCAACAAUGUAAUCUACAGAAGCGGUUGGGAUAUAUUUCAAAUGGAUCAACCAGGCGAUGUUAUCGCUGAGGCUUUGUCGACCGGUCUCAGAGUCACGUGGGAAAUUGAAGAGAUUUUUCAUAUUCGUAAUGACCUGACAGAGUGUGAAAUACAGUUACAUGAAAAAGAUUCAUAUACUGAGGCUUUGGUGACAAGUGUGAAAAAUUGCGAAAUAAAUACUCUGGAAGUGACUGAGGUGAAACCCUGUACCAACUACUCUGUGUCCAUGCGCAAAAGGUUUCAUGGCGCAGUCUGGAGCAAAUGGAGCCAUGAAGUUACAGCACUGAGCUAUCUCAAUGUGAGUAGCUUACCUUUAUAUCUCUGGAGAUCCAAAAGUGUGCUGGAUGACGAGGGAAAAAGAACAGUACACGUUAUGUGGAAGGGAGUCCCACCAUCAUGUAAAGCCUUUGAUGAAUAUUGCAUCUUCUAUGACUUUCUUAGACUCAAGUGCUUUGGACCCUACCAAAAUCACACCUUUAUUGCUUUAGAUAAACAUCCUCACAGAAUUACUUUGGCCGUGUUUCGCAAUGACAUAAGACUCAGUGACACUUCCAUUGAGGUUCCUGCCUUGGCAGAAGAGAUAAACUUGCCUCCAGUCAGCAAUAUCAGCGUGUUUGUCCAGCAUGGAUGUAUCAGUAUCACCUGGGAGAAGCCCAGACUUCCUGUCAGUGGAUAUCUAAUAGUGUGGAACAGUACUGCUAAAAACCACAUGUGGCAGCAAACCCAAAAGACCAGUUUCACUCUGAAGGAUGAGCCUUUCACCCUCUACACCAUAUCAUUGAUCCCUCUCUAUGAAGAUGGUCCUGGAAAUGAAAUUACUCUUCAUAAUUGCAGCCCAGAAAGAAAACUCACAGCAGUGUCUAAUGUCCAAGUGACUGGGUUUAGUGAUAAGCAUGCAGAGAUCCGCUGGUUGCCUUUAUUACCAUCUCAGUGCUGUGCAUUUGUACUGAACUACACAGUGUUUUACCAAACAUACAAUGAGACAAAAUCCAGAAAUGUCACCGUGGGACCGUCUCAGCACUAUGUCAUUUUGGAGGACCUGCAACCCAGAACAACAUACAGCAUUUAUAUCAUGGCCAAUACAGUGGCUGCUUCUUCCAAGAGUGUGCCAAUCAUAUUCUCAACAAAAAACAGUAAAUAUUACCUUAUUGUAAUCACUAUCUGCUGUGUGGCACUGAUCCUGCUGUCCACGCUUGCUGUGAUGAUACAAAGAAAAGUCUUAAGUAAAAAGAUUCCAGACCCACGAUUCAGUUCUCUGUCCAUGUGGCCGUCAGACAAAUGCAGAAAUCCGUGGAGCUUACUCCCAGUGCCUGGGGGCGGGGACACAGAGAAGAUUCUGCCCUGUCAUGUAGACGGUGAGUUCAUCAGUGUCUCAAGCAAAACAGUCACGGCUGCACUGAAGACUUUGGCAGAUAUUCAGAACAUUGCAACACAUACAGAAACUCCUUCACAGUCACAAAUAACUCAGGAGUCUGGCAGUUUUUCUAAUAGACAGUUGACACGUUCUGGGAAAGAGCAAAGAGUUCUACCAUCACUGGAUUUUCAGACUUCAGGUGUUUCCCAUCAGGAAUUUCCACCUCCUAUUCAAUCACCUUACAGGAAGCAAACGCCGCUAAGCAGCCCAUUGGAGUCACCUAAUAAACCUCCAUGGUCAGAUGAGACAGAGACACUUCUGACACCAAAGCUCAAAAAUACAAAUUACUUUACUAGUUACGUAACAAUGGACAUGAUGGAACCUGGGAAACAUCAGCCAAGUGAGGUCUUUUUUUAACUACUAUUGGUUGUCAUUGCUACAACUCUCUAGGGCAUUCAAAACAAACCAUAACCAGAAAAACUUUGUUCACACUCGAUGAACUAUCUGCUAUUUGGUAAAUAUUUGGUAUUUUUAGAUCAGGUUUAAUUUCAAUACAAAUAUCCAACAAUGUAAGCAUAUUGUUACUAGACAAUAAAAUGCUUAGCUAGUGCUCAGCUUGAACUGUAACUUAUUAACGCCAUUUGAAACGUAUGUCACAUCAGACAAUGGCUGCAGUGUUGGCUUUCGAGGUUGGCUAUCUAAGUUAUCUAGAUAUUUAGCUGGGUAAUGUCAGCACAAUGCUACAUCCAAGUGCACCUAAUGCCUUACUGUUAAUGUCAUAAUGCAGUAAACAGCGAGUUAUUGUUUAGCUCAGCAGCAUUUCUAUAACAACCUAAAACACGUUUCUAGGCAAUAAGCAUUCAACAGUCAUCAAAGAUACUUACUGAUUCUGUUAAAAUUCUAUUCUAGCUAGUUGAAGCACAGAGAAUGAUGACUAGCUAGAUUAUUAGUACCGUUACCAUGCAAACAGUAUAUGAAGAUUACACGAAGAAAAAAGUAUUAGAGAUUGUGUCGAUUUGAUAAUCAGGAUCAUUAUACAAUGGGACAAAACAAGGAGCAUCAAAUAUCAGACAAAAAGUGAUCUGAAACAGAGCUGGGUUUGGAAAGACUGUAAAUGUUUACAUAUGUACAUUAACUUGAUAAUGUUUUUUUGUUCAGAUGGUUUGCAAGUUGUGUAUUUAGUUUAUAUAUUUAGUAAAAUAUUUUAGAAGUUCUUCAGUUAAAAAAAAUGUAAAAUAAUUUUUAGUUGCUUUUAAAGACAGAAAUAUAAGAUAGAGUAACUAUCACCUGACAUCGAUACCCAUCAGUCAACAUUAAUACCACAUGGUCAGGUUUGCAACUGGUAGACAUGAUUUAACAAAGACAACUUUACAGCUUGUUAAAAAUCACAGGUUUCAACAUGUGUUUUCAUAGUUGGGAAAAAUCCCUGGUCCUUAAGGUAUGCGUAAUGUUUAGCUGGAAGUUUAGAUGGCAUUAUCAUUACAAUCCAAUGAAAGAUUAUAGAGAAAAAACAGUGGAUGAAUUGACCAGGAACAUGUGGUUUUUAUUUUGUUUGUUGCCAACCCAAAGUACACUGGUAAGUUGGCCAAAUCAGGUGGUGGUUGCAGAUACCACAGAUAUCAGUAUAUAUUUAAUGUUUUCAAACCUGUACAGUGUACUAAAUGAAUUGUUUUUGUUGUGUCUUUUGCUUAUUAUCUAUACUACUCGACAUGCUAGUAGUAAGGCUGGGUUUGUGUUAUCCUCUCUGAAGCACUAAUAAACUCAAAAAGCAAGAAGAUUGA
This is a messenger RNA of Tachysurus fulvidraco (yellow catfish), 4370 nucleotides long. Its product is annotated as interleukin-6 receptor subunit beta-like. The transcript is spliced from 16 exons. Lineage: Eukaryota; Metazoa; Chordata; Actinopteri; Siluriformes; Bagridae. Bases 595 to 3006 code for a protein of 803 amino acids. The record is from RefSeq and is a predicted model, not a curated record. Gene Ontology annotation, molecular function: protein binding.